Messenger RNA from Prunus armeniaca (apricot), 471 nucleotides. The record is from the annotation of a GenBank genome assembly. Lineage: Eukaryota; Viridiplantae; Streptophyta; Magnoliopsida; Rosales; Rosaceae.
AUGACUCGGCCUAAUACCUACUACAUGCGAAAGAAAUACCUUGCUAGAUGUAAUUGCUAUGAGCCCGUCGCACAGAAAUUUAUCAUCAAUGGUCUAUGGCCAAUAUAUAAUGAUUUUAAUGCGCGUCCGAAGUGCGGAUCAGCUUCAAAUGCCCAAAGAGUAUUUGAUGGCGAACAGUUCAAAAUUGCAGAGACAACUUGUGUUGUCAAGAUGAAAGAGUACUGGCCAAAUCCAACAGCGAAGGAUUUGACUGAGAGUAAAUUUUUUUGGGAAAGACAGUGGAAAGAGCAUGGCAUCAUACCAAGAGAAAUAGGGAACUUAACAAUGCCCGAGGAGAUGCACCUUUACUCCAACAAUUUCAAAGAUGGAAAUUCAAUGCUUCUUACUUGGUGUGGUUGCUGCAAGCCUGCAACUACGGCCACUUGGGUGCUUUGCCGCUGCUUUGGACUUGGUUGUUUAGUUGCUACUUAA